UCUCAGCUGUUGCGGGCAGCGGGACUUGGGAGACUCCGGCUCCAAGACACUCAUCCAAGAGGAAGGAUGGCCAGUGCCUUCUCUAAGUUGCUCACUGGCCGCAAUGCUUCUCUGUUACUUGCUACCAUGGGCACGAGCGCCCUAACCACUGGGUACCUGCUGAACCAGCAGAACGUGUGUGCCGAGGCCCGGGAGCACCAUCGGCAGUUCCCGCCCAGUGCAGACUACCCUGAUCUGCGAAAGCACAACAACUGCAUGGCAGAGUGCCUCACCCCGGCCAUCUACGCCAAGCUCCGCAACAAGGUGACGCCCAAUGGCUAUACCCUGGACCAGUGUAUCCAGACUGGAGUGGACAACCCUGGCCACCCCUUCAUAAAGACUGUGGGCAUGGUGGCUGGUGAUGAGGAGUCCUAUGAGGUGUUUGCCGACCUUUUUGAUCCUGUCAUCAAGCUAAGGCACAAUGGCUAUGACCCCAAGGUGAUGAAGCACCCCACGGAUCUGGACGCAUCCAAGAUCACCCAGGGGCAGUUUGACGAGCGCUACGUGCUGUCCUCUCGGGUACGCACAGGCCGCAGCAUCCGCGGGCUGAGCCUGCCGCCUGCCUGCACCCGGGCUGAGCGACGGGAGGUGGAGAACGUGGCCAUCAUGGCCCUGCAGGGCCUCAAAGGGGACCUGGCAGGCCGCUACUACAAGCUGUCCGAGAUGACCGAGCAGGACCAGCAACAGCUCAUAGACGAUCACUUUCUAUUUGAUAAGCCAGUAUCCCCUUUACUAACAUGUGCUGGGAUGGCCCGUGACUGGCCAGAUGCCAGGGGAAUCUGGCAUAAUCAUGACAAGACAUUUCUCAUCUGGAUUAAUGAGGAAGACCACACCAGGGUAAUCUCUAUGGAAAAAGGAGGCAAUAUGAAAAGAGUAUUUGAGCGAUUCUGUCGUGGACUAAAAGAAGUGGAACGCUUAAUCCAAGCGCGAGGCUGGGAGUUCAUGUGGAAUGAGCGACUAGGAUACAUUCUGACCUGCCCUUCGAACCUUGGCACAGGCUUACGGGCUGGUGUCCAUGUUAGGAUCCCAAAGCUCAGCAAGGAUCCACGCUUCUCUAAGAUCCUGGAAAACCUGAGACUCCAGAAGCGUGGCACGGGUGGUGUGGACACGGCAGCAGUGGCUGAUGUGUACGAUAUUUCCAACACAGACCGAAUUGGGCGAUCAGAGGUUGAGCUUGUUCAGAUAGUCAUCGAUGGAGUCAACUACCUUGUGGAUUGUGAAAAGAAGCUGGAAAGAGGCCAAGAUAUUAAGGUCCCACCACCUCUGCCUCAGUUUAGCAGGAAGUAAACUUUUUCUUUUCCAAACUAUAAAUAAUCUGUCUGCUGGUAUGACAGACAUGAAAAAAUUUUUACUCUGAGAGUUUUUAUAGACUUGGAAAAAUGUAAAAUUGACCUAUCUUUAAAAUAAAACUCUCCUUAAUAUCC
Molecule: messenger RNA, 1463 nt
Organism: Odobenus rosmarus divergens (Pacific walrus)
Lineage: Eukaryota; Metazoa; Chordata; Mammalia; Carnivora; Odobenidae
Gene: CKMT2
Product: creatine kinase, mitochondrial 2 (sarcomeric)
Exons: 10
Coding region: 67-1326 (419 amino acids)
Biological process (GO): phosphocreatine biosynthetic process
Cellular component (GO): mitochondrion
Molecular function (GO): creatine kinase activity
Source: RefSeq, a predicted model, not a curated record